AGGGCUCAAAGCUUGGAACAGCGAGCGAAACAGAAGUAGAUGGACGCGCUAACAAGAACGGACAUGGAGGGGAGCCGCUGCCAGUUCUGGCUUCCCAAGAAAAACAGAUUCUGCGCCAACACCCUUCUCAACGAUUCCUUGUUCUGUGGCAACCACAACCCCAGGUCCAAUGGCCAGUGGAUUCCAUGCCCACUAGACCCUUCUCACUCUGUACUCAAGGAUAAUCUUGAAGGGCAUGUUAAGAGAUGCCCAUUACUCAAACAAGUUCAAUCCUUAGCUCUCCAACCCUUUUACCAAAAAGGCGUCAAUGCUGGCAGAGGUGAAGAAGAAGAGGAUGUGGAUAAUGUAUCUUCAGAAACCAAGAGGGCUGCUCUUUAUAGUAUGGGUGUGCCUGAAUUCUUUAAAUUGAUUGAAAAGAUUGAAUCUGUUCAUGGGUUGAUAUGUAAGGCUAUCCGUGACUCGUAUAAGAUGCCUGAAGCUUGCAAUAUGUGGAUUAAGGGAGAAGUAGAUGGGAAAUUGCCAUUUCAGGAGAAACAUGUUAUUCAACAGGCGUCGAUUCUUGGGAACUUGGAAGAAUUUGGGGUGUUAAAGAAUGAUGUUGGGAGGGAACAGUGUGGCUCUGAGGGGGCAUAUGAGGGUGAGAAAAAUCGUAUCCCUGCAGUGGUUGAGUUCGGAGCAGGGAGAGGCUACUUGACACAAAUGCUUGCAGACUGUUACGGGAUUGAAAGGGUUUUUCUAGUUGAGAGAAAGUCAUACAAGCUGAAGGCUGAUCGAUCUUUGCGACAGAAAGAGAGCUUGAUAUUAGAGCGUUUGAGAAUUGACAGUAAGGGUCUUUGGAAUCCUUUUGUUGUAAAAGAUAUUCUCUACUUCCAUUAUUAGAUAUCUGCUGCCUUUUAUUACAAUUCGGAUAACUACAUUUACCAAAUUAAUUUUCCGUUGACAAUUAACUAACAUUAUAAAUAUGUUAUGCCUAUGCAAGAGUCUCAAAUUUUGAAAAGUUAUGUUCUUUGAUAACCCAAGUAUCAAGGUCCGAAAUGCAGUGCAUUUAGAAUCCAACUCUCUCCGUUGACUUUAAGCGUACUCGCAAAACAUGGGUACUUGCUUGAGCACAAACAUUUAUAUACACGGAAAAAUUUUGAAGGCUGAUUUUAUUACAUGAAUUAUAAAUAUUGUAGCACUAGCUUCUUUUAUGCAACUAGGUUCGGUCAGUUAUGCUGCUGAAGAGAGGGAGUGUUGA
This is a messenger RNA of Corylus avellana, 1237 nucleotides long. Lineage: Eukaryota; Viridiplantae; Streptophyta; Magnoliopsida; Fagales; Betulaceae. The record is from RefSeq and is a predicted model, not a curated record.